AUGGAGGCGCGCCCUACUUGGGAUUGGUCCUCGGUUGGGGAUAAUUCUGCUCGACAGCCUGAAACAGAGCCACGUGCAGCGACACCAGAGCCUACAACGCGAUGGGCAUCUCCUCCAAAGCCUGAUACAACCUCUAACCAGGAGUCUCGAAGCGCGCCGAGGCAGAGGCGCUACGGCCCGCGCACAUGUCGUAUAUGUCUCGACACCGAAGAGCCCAGGUUUCCUGAACAGUCAACAACGUUUGGCAUUCCUACAAGUUCAUCUCGGCCUACAUACGUCUCCGACGAUCCCGAACUGGGAAGAUUACUAUCACCAUGCAAGUGUAAGGGUUCGCAGAAAUAUGUUCAUGAAGGAUGUCUCAACGCUUGGAGACUCGCAAACCCCAUGGCAGCAAGGAACUACUGGCAGUGCCCGACUUGCAAGUUUACGUAUCGCAUUUCUCGACUCCACUGGGGUUCCGUUUUGAGCAGCAAGUGGGCGCAGGUUGCUUUGACCGUCUGGUUCUGUAUACUGAGCAUUUUUGUCCUCGGAUUUAUCGCAGAUCCCCUCUUUGAUCUUUGGUCCGACCCAAUUGGAACCAUCGGCGAAACUGUCACAAGCGUGGUUACAGAUAUCGAGGCCUUGAGACAACCUCCACCACAAUUACCAACCUCUUGGUUCGAGCACUUCGUUAAGGGCUUCUUCUCCCUGGGAAUUGUCGGGCUAUUCAAGACGAUGCUUACUGUAUCUCCCUUCAGUUGGUGGCAGAUCCGAAGCAGCGGCGUGGCAGGUGGUGGUGGAAGGAGAGGAGGCACUGGCCGAAACCGUGUCGAGAACAUCAACCUCAUUUUUGUACUCAUUGGUGCAUUCACGUUUCUUGUGGGCAUCUGGAAAUUUGUUCAGAAGCUGAGUGCACGCGUGCUCAAGAAUGUGAGCGACAGGGUUGUUGACGUCGGCGAAGACGAUGACGAAGAUGAAGAUAUCGGCGAUGGACCGAACCAAGGAAGUAAGAAAGAUCAAUGA
Molecule: messenger RNA, 1002 nt
Organism: Fusarium mangiferae
Lineage: Eukaryota; Fungi; Ascomycota; Sordariomycetes; Hypocreales; Nectriaceae
Exons: 1
Coding region: 1-1002 (333 amino acids)
Molecular function (GO): zinc ion binding
Source: RefSeq, a predicted model, not a curated record